GGCUUAAAGCCUUAAAUUGACGAGAUUUCCUGCUUCUAAACACCACCGCUCAAUAAAAAAAGCAAAAGAAAAAAAACAGAAAAAAAAGGUGAGGAGAGAGAGAGAGAGAGAGAGAAGGCAAGAAACGCAAGGGGAUCCAAGAAGAUCCGGCCAUGGCGACGCGCGCGCCGGCGACCGGAUCCGUGACCGUGACGGUGGACGCGUCCGUGCCGUCGUCGUCGUCGUCCUCCGCCCCGGCGGCCUCUUCGGCGGCGCCCCCGGCCGCGGAGUCGGUGGUGCUGCGGCUGAAGCGGCGGGCGAAGAAGAAGGUGACCUGGAAGGAGGGGACGGUGGACAACGAGUCCCUCGGCCGCAAGAGCUCCAAGAAGUGCUGCAUCUUCCACAAGGAGAUCCCCUUCGACGAGGACUGCAGCGACGACGAGCCCGACGCCGGCCGCCGGAGCCCCCCCGCGGACGCCGGCGAGGGGACGAGCGGUGGCGGCGCGUGCUGCUCGUCGUCCUCCCAUGGCCACGCCCAUUGAUCUCUUCGAUUGAAUUGGCACGAGCUGUUAUCUUCUCAUGGAACUCCGCAUCAAUGCGUGAAGUUAUGAUUUUAAGGGAACGAAUUGCUUGUCCGUGCGAAAACCGUUAGGUGAAAUUAUACUGCUUUGUUUUGUGUUGCGAUUCUGGGUGCUGUGCUAGCUUUACCUUGUGUGGCAUUUGCAAGAGAUGAACGUUGUACGGUAUAGCUGAAUUUAUUGUUGCUCCUGUGCAAUUCUCUUGAGAUGUAUCAAGUACUGCCGCUGUUGUUGUUGUCACCACUUAGUCGCAUCAAAAAUACUCUUGUUCUUUCUUUUUUAUAUGGUAGGUUGGUAGUUGUAUAAUAUUCACAUUAAUAGCAGUGUAUUAUGUGGUGAUGAUGAAAUAUUUUGCCCCAAAGUAUCAUACCUUUAUUCCAGAGGAUGAUGCUCAUUAGUAUGCAAAACACGAUUUACUUCUGGCCAUUGGUCACUAUGUCAGAAAUCAAAAUUCAGACACUUGUGUUAUUCAAU
This is a messenger RNA of Oryza brachyantha (malo sina), 1031 nucleotides long. RefSeq names its product protein phosphatase 1 regulatory subunit INH3. Gene Ontology annotation, cellular component: nucleus. The record is from RefSeq and is a predicted model, not a curated record. Bases 153 to 521 code for a protein of 122 amino acids. Gene Ontology annotation, molecular function: protein serine/threonine phosphatase inhibitor activity; protein phosphatase 1 binding. The transcript has 2 exons. Lineage: Eukaryota; Viridiplantae; Streptophyta; Magnoliopsida; Poales; Poaceae.